GGAAGUUCUGUUAUUUGUGCGCCCCAGCCGGGGUUUGAGGUGAAAUUUUCGUUUCUUAUUGUCCCGGCUUUGUGCGGUCAAGCAGGAGGGGAAGAGACCCAAGAGGAGGCUUGAAGUCAAAGGACGCUGGCCUCGAGGGCUGACCUGGCCGCCCUGGCUUCCCGCCGGCGCUGCCGGGCGGCGGCCCCUCCUCCGAGAGCCUGGACCGGCUCGGUCCGCCGGUGUCCCGGCGGCAGUUCCGGGAGGAGGCGGGUCGGCCCGGCCUACUCUCCAUCCGCUUUGGUCCCGAUUUCACAAUCUUCCAGAGCAGCCUUUGGGUCCUUUCUCCACAGGGAAAAGAAAUAGCAUCUCCGUUCUUCUCGACACUCCGGCGCCUAUGGCCCCCUGUCCCCGGGUCCCGUUUAGCUCUCGAUGGCUUUACUCCGCCUGUGGUUGUCGGUUGUUGAAGUUUGGUCUUCAUGCUCAGAACCCUGCCAAACCAGGAGAGAGACACACAAAAGAAAGAAUGGCUGCAGGAUUGCUGACAACCUGGUCACAGGACUUGGUGACCUUCGAGGAAGUGUCAGUGGACUUCUCACAGGAGGAGUGGGCCCUGCUGGCCCCCGCUCAGAAAAUCCUGUACAGAGAUGUGAUGUUGGAGAACUUUAGGAACCUGGCCUCAGUGGGGUAUCAUCUCUGCAAACACAGUCCGAUCACUGAGGUGGCGCAGGAAGAGCUGAGGCCAGAGGGGAGAGGAAUUCUCCAAAGUGCUUGUACAGAUGGGGCUACUCAACUUAAAUCAAAAGAUGUAAUUCUCAUGCAGAAUGUUCCUGGAGAAAAAACUGCCAAUGGCAUAGAAGUGGUGAGAUUCACUAGAAAUGAUUCCUGUUUUUUAAGACUGGGAGAGCUCUGUGAAUUUCAAGGAAUUAAAACAGGAGCAGCACCCAAGCAAGAGGAGACACUUGAGGCACCAACCCACCCUGGUGAGAAACCAUUGGAACGUAAUCAUUGUAGAAAAUUCUUCAGAAAGAAUUAUUGCCUUACUCGUACAAGAUAUUACAAGGGUGAAAAAUGCUAUAAAUAUAAAGAAUAUGGGAAAGACUUUGGCCAUCCCUGAACUCUUAGGAGUCAUGUGAGUUCUCACAUUGGAGAGAAAAUUCUUGAAUUCAGUGAUUGUGGAAAAACUUUCAAUCAAGAGUCAUCCCUUAGGAAAGACUUCAGAACUCUCACAGGAGAAAAAUCUGAGUGUAAUCAACAUCUUAUGUCCUUCAAAUUACACUCUUCCUUCUCAGUACAUGAACAAAUACCUACUGAAGAGAAACUCCAUGAAUGCAGUGACUGUGGAAAAAGAUCUUCCCAUAGUGUCCACAAAAAAAUGUGUACUGUGAAAGAAAGCUCAAAAUGUAAUGGACAUGGGAAAGUUUUCACUGGCCCCUUGUCCCUUCAGAUAUGUAUGAGACCUCACACUGGAGAGAAAGCUUAUGAAUGUAGGGAUUGUGGGAAAGCUUUUGUUUUUCAAUCUUCCCUUAAGAAACACGUAAGAUCACACACUGGAGAGAAACCUUAUAAGUGUAAUCACUGCGGAAAAUCCUUCAGCCAGAGCUCUCAUCUUAACGUUCACAAAAGAACUCACACUGGAGAGAAACCUUAUGACUGUAAGGAAUGUGGCAAGGCUUUCACCGUUCCUUCAUCCCUUCAGAAACAUAUGAGAACCCAUACUGGAGAGAAACCCUAUGAAUGCAGUGACUGUGGGAAAGCCUUUAUUGAUCAGUCAUCCCUUAAGAAACAUACCCGAUCUCACACUGGAGAGAAACCUUAUGAGUGUAAUCACUGUGGAAAAUCCUUCAGCACAGGCUCUUAUCUCAUUGUGCACAAGAGAGCCCACACUGGAGAGAAAACCUAUGCAUGUAAAGAAUGUGGGAAGGCCUUUAGGAAUUCCUCUUGCCUAAGAGUGCAUAUGAGAACUCACACAGGGGAGAAGCCUUAUAAAUGUAUCCAGUGUGGAAAAGCAUUUAGCACUAGCACUAACCUUAUAAUGCACAAGCGAAUACAUACUGGGCAGAAGCUCUGUGAAUGAAAUGACUACAAGCUAGCCUUAAGGGCCCCUUCCCCCCUCAGGCAUUUUCGAACACACUCUGGAUAGAAACCAUAUUACGACCAAUUUAGAAAGCCAUCAGGCACAACUCUUGAGUUAGAUUACACUGGGGCAAACAUUGUAAAUGUUAUGGUUCUGUGGUUAUAUUUAUCAGUGAGUGUUUAGUCUUUAAAGUGUGACAACUUGUUAGUUGAUGAGUAUUAAAGAUUAUAUUCCCCUUAAUAUACAUCACAAAGGUUUUGGUUUUUUUUAGUAUUUAUUUAUUUAUGUAUUUAUUUGGCUACAACAAGUAUUAAUUGUGGCAUAUAGGAGCCUCUGUCUUCAUUGUGGCAUACAAGAUCUUUAAUCACAACAUACAGGAUCUAGUUCCCUGACCAGGAAUUGAACCUAGGCCCUCUGUAUCAGGAGUGUGGAGUCUUAGACACAGGACCACAAGGGAAGUACCUCACUAAAGUUUAGGUAUGUAAUGUUUUUCUUAUAAGUAAGUACUAAAUAUUUUGCAUUUCUCAUCAAGAUAUCUUGGACUGAACUAUAGGUUAUUUAGAAAUACGUAUUUUAAUGUGCAGACUGGGCAUAUUUUAGUUAUCUUUUAGUUAUAGAUUUCUAACUGAAUUGCAUUGUCCACAGAAUGCCUGAUCUUCAUGACAUAAAUUCAAUAACAUACAAACAGAAAAUUAUUAGAGACUUGCUCUGUAGCCUAAUGUGUGAGAUACAAGUUGCUGUCCCAGUAUCCAUUUCUCCCUUGCUUCCUUCAAGUAACAAAACUACAGUUGUGUUCAAAUUAGCAGUGUAGACAGUUUCUGAGGACUCAUCUCCCAGCUUUCCUUGCAGCUGUGAGUGCCCAUGAGCUCACAGUCUUGGCCUGUGAGAAAGAAGCAAGAGGUCACUGCUUGUGGGUUCUAAAGAAUUCCAUGGAAAUGGGAGCAUGGCAUCUGGCAUUUUCACUUUACCAUCUGCCCUCAGGUUUAUCUCUUUUUUCUUAGAGAAUAGACCAAUAAAAUGACAUUCAUAGACUACUGAUUAUUUAAUAGACACGUAAGGUAUUUUUUGGCUGUAUAUAAACAACUAUGAGUUGCUUGUUUCUGAAUUUCAUGUAACAUGAGAAAAAUAAACUCCUAACUGGUUUAAA
Molecule: messenger RNA, 3203 nt
Organism: Dama dama (fallow deer)
Lineage: Eukaryota; Metazoa; Chordata; Mammalia; Artiodactyla; Cervidae
Gene: ZNF177
Product: zinc finger protein 177
Exons: 6
Biological process (GO): negative regulation of transcription by RNA polymerase II
Molecular function (GO): DNA-binding transcription repressor activity, RNA polymerase II-specific
Source: RefSeq, a predicted model, not a curated record